AUGUCGCGGGAUCCCAUGGAGAAUCAUGCCGAGAUUCGACAUCACCUGGAGGGGUCAUUCUGCAUGCAGGUAGUAUUUGAUACCAACGCUGGCCACCGUCGCAAGUCCUCGUUUGUCUCUCCUGAUACCCCGCGCCUUGCCCGUCGACACGAAGCACAAACAUCAGACCAGGCAGCAUGCUUCGUGCACUCUCUCCUUGGACAGCCUCGAGAACUGCGGCUCGACCUUAUUGACGAGCGUGGGGAGCCUUCGACGCCGCACGAUGGCCGGCAGACUGAGGAUGGUGGCGACAAUCCCUCGUCCGGGCCCUCGCGGCUCUUGACGAAGAGAGAGCUCUCAGAUAUGGCGUGGAAUGUGCGCGCGUUAUCAAAGAAGCUGGGCAGCUUAAAGCUGAAGCUCAACGUCCAUAGUAUCUUUAUCUUGACGAAGCCGCAGGACCAGAGUUUAGCCCGGUUGACGAGAGAGGUUACGAGGUGGCUCCUCGGACCAGAUCAAAGAGUCCCAUAUACUGUCUACGUGGAGAAGAGGCUGGAGAAUGAUAAGCAGUUCGAUACGGAAACCAUAACUGAAGAGCCGUUGGAGAAACAAAGACUGAAAUAUUGGGAUAACUGCCUCAUCGAGGAUCACCAUCACCUCGUUGACUUUGUGAUAACGCUUGGUGGUGAUGGGACGGUUUUAUACGCAAGUUGGCUCUUCCAACGCGUAGUGCCACCGGUUCUCUCAUUCUCUCUGGGAUCCCUAGGCUUUUUGACCAAGUUCGACUUCGACGACUACAAGGAUACACUACACCGGUCCUUUACCGAGGGCGUCACCGUCAGCUUACGGCUACGGUUUGAAUGCACUGUUAUGCGGAGCAGGCGGCGGUCCUCUGGCCAGCCUCAGAUAGAAAGGGAUCUGGCAGAAGAAUUGAUCGGUGAAGAGUCAGAAGACAACGUCACACAUUCUCCGGAUAGAAUGUUUCAAAUCCUAAAUGAGAUUGUUGUUGACCGUGGGCCAAAUCCGACAAUGUCGUCCCUCGAGAUAUUUGGCGAUGACGAACAUUUCACGUCUGUUCAAGCCGAUGGCGUCUGUGUUGCUACUCCCACAGGCUCUACGGCAUAUAACCUGGCCGCUGGCGGCUCUCUAUCUCACCCUGAAAACCCUGUCAUUCUCCUUACAGCUAUUUGCGCUCACACUCUUAAUUUCCGGCCAAUUAUACUUCCUGAUACUAUAGUGUUACGUAUAGGGGUUCCAUAUGAUGCCCGGACAAGUUCCUGGGCCAGUUUUGAUGGCCGUGAGAGGAUCGAGCUCCAUGCCGGUGACUACGUUACGAUAUCCGCGUCUAGGUUCCCAUUUGCCAAUGUGAUACCUUCCGGCCAGCGUAGUUAUGAGUGGAUACAGAACAUUUCUCGCACGCUGAAUUGGAAUAGCAGGCAUAGACAGCAAAAGCCGUACGAGAGCAAGUACCUGGAGCAAAGUCAGGCUCCUCAGUAG
Molecule: messenger RNA, 1473 nt
Organism: Arthroderma uncinatum
Lineage: Eukaryota; Fungi; Ascomycota; Eurotiomycetes; Onygenales; Arthrodermataceae
Product: NAD kinase
Exons: 4
Coding region: 1-1473 (490 amino acids)
Biological process (GO): NADP+ biosynthetic process; NAD+ metabolic process
Molecular function (GO): NAD+ kinase activity
Source: RefSeq, a predicted model, not a curated record